Williopsis jadinii is the source of this 1200-nucleotide messenger RNA. RefSeq names its product cation diffusion facilitator family transporter. NCBI's taxonomy places the organism in Eukaryota, Fungi, Ascomycota, Saccharomycetes, Phaffomycetales, Wickerhamomycetaceae. Gene Ontology annotation, molecular function: monoatomic cation transmembrane transporter activity. The transcript has a single exon. The annotation marks the transcript as partial. The record is from RefSeq and is a predicted model, not a curated record. Gene Ontology annotation, biological process: transmembrane transport; monoatomic cation transport. Gene Ontology annotation, cellular component: membrane.
CACGACCACGUGCACCUGAGGGAAUCCGAGACUGAGAAGAACGACGUGUUCACCUUUGGCCAGGUGCUGAGACACGACCAUAACCACUCUCACGGUCCUAACAGGCUGCUGGUGCUGGACAGGAAGGCGUUCUUUGAGAACCCGGGUGUCCGCAUCACGUGGAUAGGCCUGCUGGUCAACGUUGGUAUGGCGAUUGGUAAGUUCACCGGUGGUGUUGUGUUCCACUCUCAGGCACUGAUGGCUGAUUCUGUUCACGCCAUCAGCGACCUGGUUUCGGACUUCUUGACCCUGGGGACCGUUGGACUGAGCACCAGAAGCCCUGAUAAGGCAUUUCCUUAUGGCUACGGUAAGGUUGAGACCGUUGGUUCGCUUGCGGUGUCGUCGAUCCUGACCAUGGCUGGUGUUUCCAUAGGCUGGGCUUCCCUGGUUAGUAUUGUGGGGCCUGUCAUUCCACACACCAUCAUCGACACCUUGAACCAUUUCCAUAUCCACCUGCUAUCUUCAGGCCAUGGCCAUUCCCACGGUGCUGUCACGGAUGUUACAAAUGUCAACGCUGCCUGGAUUGCAGGUGCAUCCAUCGUUGCCAAAGAGUGGAUUUUCAGAGCCACCUCAAAGGUUGCCAAGGAGACCAACUCGAAGGUGCUGUUAGCCAACGCAUGGCAUCAUAGAGUGGACUCUUUGACCUCACUUGUGGCCCUGGUCACUAUUACGUCUGGUUAUUUCUUCGGGAUCACUUCCUUGGAUGCCAUUGGUGGGUUGAUCGUCUCUGCCUUGGUUGUCAAGGCAGGCUGGAAGGGAAUGGUGACUGCUAUCACAGAGCUCGUUGACAGAUCGAUCCCAGAGAACGAUCCAAGAUACCUCAACGUUCAGAGUAAGCUUCAAGAGCUGCUGUCAAAGAUCCUGUCCAAUAACAACUCCAAGAAACCGUAUGCCAUAAAGGAGCUGAUUCUUCUAACCUCAGGCCCUAAUAUCCACGCUAAGGUGGUCCUCGAGGCUCCACUGCAAAGAUGGGACAACGUGCUGACCAUCAGCGAGUUCGAAAUCGUAUCUGCUCAUAUCAAGGAGCAGUUGAUGCUGGAGGUUGAUAACCUGAGACAGGUGUUUAUCGAAUUUGUCGGUGAGCCUGAGCCUGAACCAGUCGAGGAGGAGCAAGAGGAGGCAGCCAAGGUGGAGCAGGAAUUGGGCCAUACCCACACUCAC